UCCCAAUUCCCAUAGCUCGCUCGCAUCAUUCCGCAUCUCGCGCCCUGCCAGGUCUCAUCAAGAGCCCCGUCGCACCCUGCACACUCUGGCCUCUAGUUCUCUCCGGCCUCGCUCGUAGCUCGCCCUCCACUCGCGCCUCUCAUCCGCGCAUCUGUCGACCCCAUAUCCGCCUCAGAUGUUCCAGCCACCUCGACACGCUCUUUGAGACGCCUUCACAUUCGGCCCAUUCUGAAGCGCCGCAACCCUUCCGAGACGCCGCAAGCUGACUCCCUCGCAGCCGCUGGCCGCAUGGACGAGUCCGACGUGGCGUGGGAGGAGUUCUUUGCCACGUCACCGCCUCUUGCAGAUGCUGACGUCAUCAAAGAUCAGCUGUGUGCUUUCAUUCAGCGGUCAGGGUCGUCGUUGGUGGCGUGUGUGACAUCAGGCGGCACCACCGUGCCGUUGGAGCGGCGCUGCGUUCGCUUCAUCGACAACUUCAGCGCCGGCAACCGCGGGGCCGCCUCUUGCGAGCACUUCCUGGCGCAGGGCUACGCGGUCAUCUUUCUGCACCGGCGGGGCUCGGUGCGUCCGUUCUGCCGCGGCCUGCCGGAGUCGCCUCUCCUCACGUGCCUGCGCCCCAACCCUCUGCUGCCGCCCCCCCCGCUGAACGAGGGGAGACUGCCUCGGAUAGCUCACAGCAGGAGGAGCAAGGCCCUGCGUGUGCUGAGGUGGAGGGCAGUGGGUGCGGGGACCGCAGCUUGAGCCGUGCAGCAGCAGGGAGUGCAGAGGCCCCUGCUGCUCCGUGCAGUGACAGCUGCCCAGGGCGAACAUACCUUGAAGCCAUUCCGCCGUACAGCGAUGCCAUCCACCGGGCCGUCAAGAUGUUCAACGAGGCGCAGGAAGGAGGGCGGCUGCUGCUGCUGCCAUUCACAACGCUCUUCCAGUACCUGCAGCUGCUUCGCCUGGUAGCUGAGAGCUUGAACCCCAUUGGUCCACGUGGCAUGGUCUACCUGGCAGCAGCGGUGUCCGACUUCUUCGUCCCCUGGCCCUCCAUGGUGGAGCACAAGAUCCAGUCGGGCGCGGGCCCGCUGGACAUCCACCUGGCUCGCGUGCCCAAGAUGAUCCCGCUGCUCCGGUCGCUCUGGUGCCCCAACGCCCUGCUCGUCUCCUUCAAGCUGGAGACGGACACCAGCAUUCUGCUCACCAAGGCGCGCUCUGCUCUGGAGAAGAACAGGGUGCACGCUGUGGUGGCCAAUGAGCUGCUGACACGUGGCAGCAAGGUGGUGCUGGUGACGGGGGAGGGCGAGGAGGUGAUAGAGAAGAGCGAGCGGGGCGUGGCGGACGUGGAGGAGCCGCUGGUGCAGCUGCUGCUCGCCAUGCACCACAGGCACUGUGCUGCCAGUCAAGCUCCCUAAAAUUGUCGCUAGAUGCGUGGAAGGAAUACGCCUGCUAGCAGGCCCAUAGUAUCAGGCUUUUUACGCUGAUUUGCCUUUUUUUCAGGGUGUUCUCUUGUACCGUCUCUGAUGAAUCAGCCUUGAAAACGAAAGAACCAGCGCCA
This is a messenger RNA of Closterium sp. NIES-67, 1537 nucleotides long. NCBI's taxonomy places the organism in Eukaryota, Viridiplantae, Streptophyta, Zygnematophyceae, Desmidiales, Closteriaceae. The record is from the annotation of a GenBank genome assembly.